Carassius carassius (crucian carp) is the source of this 960-nucleotide messenger RNA. Its product is annotated as aerolysin-like protein. The coding region runs from base 7 to 960 and encodes 317 amino acids. The record is from RefSeq and is a predicted model, not a curated record. NCBI's taxonomy places the organism in Eukaryota, Metazoa, Chordata, Actinopteri, Cypriniformes, Cyprinidae. The transcript has a single exon.
UCCAAGAUGUCCGACACAAUAAAUCUAGAGGUAAUUGGUGGACAAGGAGGUAAUGCAUUCUCAUUUACUGGUCAGGAAAACGGUGCCAGUUUAGAGAAGAUCGGAGUCUGGGUGGGAGAAUGGCAGGUGAAGGCUGUCCGGGUCUGGCUUUCAGAUGGGAGAGUUGAAACAUUUGGAGUAGGUUCUGGACCAUAUCAAGAGUACACGUUCGAGCCUGGUGAGUGUUUCACCUCACUGUCCCUGUGGGGGAACGGAGCAGGAACACGUCUUGGAGCCAUCAAAUUCAAGACCAGUAAGAAGGGAGGGGCAGAGUUUUUUGCAAAGAUGACAAGCUGGGGUUUAAAAACCGAAUAUCCCAUGGAUGUCGGCUCUGGAUAUUGUUUGGGAGUUGUAGGAAGAGGUGGUUCUGACAUUGACUGCAUGGGAUUCAUGUUUCUCAAAGCAGUUGAAUCAACAGUUCUCACUGAUGUCAACUAUCCCACUCUCCACCAACUGAUACCAAAGGUGACAGUAGAAGAAAUCAAAUCCCUCACUUUCAGGAACAACUCAUCCACCACACAAAAAGAAAAAGUUGAAAGCUCAAAGAAAAUAACUAACAAAUCUUCAUGGUCUGUGAGUGCAAGUUUAUCUGCAACAUUUAGUAUGGAAGUGAAAGCUGGGAUUCCAGAGGUUUUAGACAUUACUGCAGGAUCCAGUGUCACCAUUGGAAUUCAAAGCACUUAUGAUCAGGAGCACACAGAUGAGAGAACCGAAACUCUGUCUACAGAUUUAGAUGUUCCACCAGGGAAGAAGAUGGAUGUUUCAAUCACUAUUGGCAGAGCCAGUUUUGACCUGCCUUACACUGGCACAGUGAAGAUGACCUGCAAGAACGGCAGUGUGUUUGCGUACAGAACCAAGGGCACAUACAAAGGCGUCACUUACACUGAUAUCACAGUGGAUACCAAGGAAUCUCCUCUGUAA